AUGGUUCGCGUCACCGAGGAGCUGGCUCUAUCGCCAGAUCAUCUCACUCUUUAUCAAGCUACCGACCCCUUACUAGGUCAUCUUCCCUUGCUCAUACUUCACGGACCAUCUACAACCGCAAAUUAUACCUUAAAUAGUUCAAGAGUCCAGGUUCACGUAUAUACCCCGGCUGGUUUCCAAUCCUUUCCCCGACUUACCAUAUCCCCGAACUCGCCUUUCUAUAAUGUCGUCAACUAUCUACCCCGCGAGUUUCAGGGUGACGAGGUCUAUCGAGCUUUAGCCUUCGGUUUAUUCAAAUAUUUUCAGGAGUUGCCCGAGCAUGUGAAAGCCCACGUUAGAAACCAAUAUCCCACCAUUCGAAAUCGCCGACCCGGUUCGUUGCCCUCGCUUUUCAGUGAACAACAUGCCGCCGAUAUUGCUAAGUCAAUGGUCAGGGCGGAUACUGCCUUCGAUGUCAUUCAAAAGCUGCAGUCCGCCCUUCAGACGCAGCAUAUAAAUAAUAUCGAUAUUGAUCUUGUUUUACCACCUGGAUCCAUCAGUCCUCUCCAGCCUAUUGACCUAGAGGACCUUCCCGAGGAUGAAGACGAUAUUCUAGAUCCAACAUUGCGGCAGUAUGGAAUGUACACACCUAUUGUUAAGUUAUUCGGUGAACCCGUCUUCCUACCGACCUCGAGAUUACGACGAGCCCCCUCCAAGCCGAGCGCGUUGAAUAGAACAAGGUCUUUUUCAAAACAGCAGAAGGCAGAGUUGCGGCGGAAGAUGGACGAGUUAUUAGAGACUGAAGAACGCUACGUGGCGAAGAUGGAUGAGUUGGUGAAUCAUCUUGCACCCGAGUAUAGGCAAAAGGCCAAGGAGCAACAACCGGGGAGUUUUAGUCCUUCGGAAGAGGAUGUUGAGAAAUUAUUCCCUAGGUCGGCCGAUCAAAUUUUACAGAUUAAUACGGGUUUCAUGCAGGCUCUACGACAGAUCAUGGAAGAUACUGAAGGAGAUGCUGUGAAAGAUAUGGAAUCUGGUACUGCGUCCUCGAGAGUAGGCGUGUCUGGAAGUGUGAUGGGAAAGGGGAAAGAUGCAAGCGGAGCUGUGGCAAUGGCAAAGGUCAUGUUGGAAUGGUUUCCAAAGUUCACCGACUGUUACCAGGACUAUAUUCGAGCGAGUCAAAACUUCCCUCAGCUAAUUACAUCCUUUAUUAGCCAACAAUCCAGCUUCUCGCAACGAGUAGCUGCCACUGGAGAGCAACACCUUCGAUCUACUGUCAUCGAGCCUGUUCAGCGGCUGCCACGCUAUAGUUUGGUCAUUGACCAAAUUGUCGGCUCUUUACCAAUUACCCAUCCCGCGCUUCAACCUAUGUUGAAAGCUAGGGAUAUUAUUGCCAACAUCUGCUCCAUGGAUGACCCGCUCACUGAUAAGCCUCAUAUUAACACACGCCUACGACACAUGAUCGAGAGUUGGCCUAUCGAUCUCGAGCCUCUUGGCCGGCUAAUUGUUGCCGCUGACUUCUCUGAGAUACCAGCCCCUUACCAAUCUGGCGCGGCUACACAGCUAGUUCCAAGUGACCAAGCCGGCAUUUUUCUACUCUUUUCAGAUUGCGUCGUGAUCGUAAGAAAAGUUUACGGUGCCAACACGUCAGCACGCGACCUACUACGUGAGAUUGACAAGCCAUCGCCGGCCGGUUUAUUGGUUUCCAUGACGAACGCGGCUGGUGGCCCAGGUUCAUACGAGCUAGCGUUUGCUGGUUGGCACUCUUUAGCCGAUGUCCGGUUUACAGAAUCUUCAGAUGGGCGUAUGGUUUGGUUGACUUCGUUGAACGAGAUGAAGGGUGCCAAUGCCGGUGAAUUUGUCACGAACACGGCAACUACUUCGCGGUGCUUCGUGCUACAAGAAUUGUACGAAGGCAAAGCCGCAAAGUGGAGCGAAGAGGUCGUCAAGGCUAGAGUAGAGGGCAGAUUCUCCGAGAAGGAGCGUGAAGAUCCUUGUUGGACUCUACGGUCUAUAAGGAUGUCUGAUACUGGCCUAGGGUUGUUUGCCGCUGUCUUUCAGGAAGGUCUCGAUCAAUUGAUAGAAGGUCGGAAGGAACCGGCCCCUGUUCGUAUCGUUAUAGACCACGAGAAGGGUACUAAAGGCGCGCCUGUCGGUCACUAUGGCGUGGAAAUAUGUUCGGAUGUAAAGACGGGGACGGGGAGUAUGAGGAAGGUGAUGGUCAUCACAAUAGGACUUAAUGGGAAGAAGGCGACCGACGAGAUUGGGCUAGAUGAUUUCCUCCCAACACUUGCUAGGAGAGUUAUUCAGCUUCUCAGUACUCAAUUCAACGUCGGAAACCCAGCGCUGACUGCUGCGAUGGUGUCAUUUCAUACAAAGGUACUUCGGGGUUUAAGUGUCUCUAGCAAAGCAGAGAAAACGAGGUCCUUCUUAGCUACAUCACCCGUGAAGUACCUCUCGAACUUCCUGAGCGGGAGCAGCAACUCGGAUACAAGCAGCAGUCACAAGCAUCAGCGUACAUUGACGGGAGAUGCUCCAAUCCUUCUUCCUAGCCGACUUAGCAGGUCUAAUAGCUCCGUUGACGCGAACUCGUUGCAUGGCUCAACCAAGAGCAGGGAUGGAAUUCGGAUUGGCGGAACCGAUGAUGAUCGACCAGAAAACCCGUUAGUUCGGCUUGAGCAAACCUUCACUGGCUAUAUGGCUAGCCUUCAGGCACGCAAAGGUAACUUUAUUGGCCGAACGCUGCUCAAUAGGUCUACUGUUGAUGAACUUUCCGUGAACGAUCUCUACAACAAACUUAUCGAAAGUCCCUUCGAUAUUGAAACUUCAUCCGAUUCGACCCCUGAUGUCAUUUUUGUUGCCUUCGAGAAGUUCGUGCGCAUCGCUUGGGGAGAACAAAUGGGCCCCAUUAUAUCGCUUAAGACAUUAGACGCUCUGCAAGAGAGAGCUUCAAAAAAGCUUCCUGGAGAUUUCGCCGACUUCGUCCAUUUCCUCUUUAGAGAUAUAGCACCUCAAAACCGAAGGGCCUUUACUGCUGUGAUUAAACUACUAGCAGACCUCCUCGACGGUUGCGCGAAUGAUAGUGACAGGGGAGCUCUCACCUUGGCAUUUGCAGAAGUCUUGGUUGAUGAUGGGGACGCGCAUAAUUACAUUAACCUACUUGAUAGGCUUGUCGAAGAUUGCGACCGAAUAUUUGAUGACGGGCCAAGCGGAUUCAGUAUAAGCAUUGAUCAGGCGGAGUCUAUCUUCGAGUCUAUGAACUCGACUACUCGCAGUGUGAGAUCGCAUACUGGAUCGUUUGCUUCGAAUACAUCCUCUAUAAGAAGGAAAUUUGGGCUAGAAAACUUUUUAUCAAGACAAAAUAGCAAGAAUGAUUUGGAUACCAGACCAUCUGUAUGGCGUACUCUGAGCAAACACAACAGGAAUCCAGCCACCGGUGAGACGACACCAACUUUGGCUAGAAGUCCUGUGAUUAGGACAAAGUCUGAAAUUGGUACACCGUCUAGUCCGAAUAGGAUAAGACGACCUGGGUCGCGCGACAGACCUCCUAUCACAGGUGCCUUCGACGAUAGCUAUUCACGGCCAAAUAGUUCACAAAAGCUUGAAACAAUUGGGGAACCUGAGACUGAAGAGAAUUUCCUUAACACCCCGAGGAGGAAACGUCGAAGUUCACUAUCAGAUCUUAAGAGCCUUAUGGAGGCAGCAACCCUCGAAGACGAACCGCUGCAACCUCUCUCCCAUAUGAAGCAAACUUCAGAAAAGUUCAAUUCUGGGCCACGUAUUCCACCGCCAUCCAAAAUUCCAACUAGCCCGCCCUCGCAAUAUAGCAGUCUAGCUAUUCGCUCAUCCCGCCAAAAGGAAAAUGUUGAAGACCCUUUCCAAUCGUCGAACGAAUCGCCGAAGAAGGGGCAUGCUAAGAUGCUUUCAACUUCUAAUAUCCCAACUCUGAGACGUGAUAAUAGUUCGGCAGCUGAAUCAACCUCUAGACCUACUUCUAGCCCAAGUAAGUCUCCAGGGAAGCUUCGAUUGCAGUCAACGCAGAAACUUCGAGAACGGUUGCAAACGGAAAAGAGAGCUAUCGAGGAUGUAGAUGCCAAUUUGCAGUUGGAACUCUCAAAGAUCGCUGCAGAUAUGGCUAAGGUCAACUCAUCUCUGCCACGUACCUCGACAAUUGACAUGAGGAAGCUAUCCGCCAACUUGAGAACCCUCGAGGACCGUGUUCCUAUGCUUGUCGCGCAGUUGUUGGACCGACAAGACCAACUCCAGUAUGAUAUGGACAACACUGUCAGGGCAGCCGAGGGGAAAGUCAGAGCGAUCGAUCAGUUGUACAAAGAGACGAUGGCAGAGAACGAGAUACUGUACGAGAAAUUUAACGGCGAACUAGGCAAGAUUGUCAAAGCGCUUAAGGGCAAAGGGCGCGAUGAUAAGGAAGAUAUUAUAACGCGCAUGAGAGACUACAGCGAGGAGACAGCCCGCGUGAAACGGGAAAACGCGCGCCUCCGCCGAGAAAUGGCCAGCUUGCGGGCCCUCAUGAAAGGCGGCGGCAGCAGCGGCGGAGGUGGUGGUGACGCCUAG
Messenger RNA from Daldinia childiae, 4551 nucleotides. RefSeq names its product putative rho guanyl nucleotide exchange factor protein. The coding region runs from base 1 to 4551 and encodes 1516 amino acids. The record is from RefSeq and is a predicted model, not a curated record. NCBI's taxonomy places the organism in Eukaryota, Fungi, Ascomycota, Sordariomycetes, Xylariales, Hypoxylaceae. The transcript has 2 exons. Gene Ontology annotation, molecular function: guanyl-nucleotide exchange factor activity.